AUGGUGAUGGAGAUGUGGAAAGAUGUUGGCUGCGGCACUCUAACCGCUCAGGAAUAUGGAGACUACACUGUAGAUGAGACUAUUGACUACACGGUUGAUGAGACAUUGCAAGGACAACAACAACAGCAACAACAGCAACAAGUAAAAGGACAGCCAACAACAAUUGUUGUACUUAUUUUUGCCAAGAUCACGCUUAUUGCUAUUGUGUUAAAUACAAUCAUAAUAAAAUUAAGCCUUUUACUUGCAGCCAUCAACACAGCUCACAAUAACAGGGUUUGCAGUACCUGGGGAAACUUCCAUUUCAAGAACUUUGAUGGAGACAUAUUCUACUUCCCCGGUACCUGUAACUAUGUCUAUGCAUCUCAUUGCAAGAGCUCAUAUGAGGACUUCAACAUCCAAAUCCGUCGUACCGUCGUGGACAAUGCUCCAGUCAUCGACAGGAUCGCCAUGAAACUCGAUGGACUUGUGGUGCAGAUCAAUCACAACACUGUCUCUGUAAAUGGAAAAGAUGUCCUGCUGCCUUUCAGUGGAUCCGGCAUUCAAGUUGAGAAACAUGGUGCUUACCUCUCAGUGAUCUCCAAGCUUGGUCUGGUGUUCAUGUGGAAUGAUGAUGAUAGUCUACUGCUGGAACUUGAUGAAAAGUAUGCCAACCAGACCUGUGGGUUGUGCGGAGACUUCAAUGGCAUUUCCAUCCACAAUGAAUUCAUUUCCAAUGGAAUGCAAAUCACAGAAUCUCAGUUUGGAAACCUACAGAAAUUGGACGGACCUACAGAACAGUGCCAAGAUGUUCCUCCUACACCCAAGAGCAACUGCACUGAUUAUAACAUCUGCGAGUCCAUUCUUCUGGGAACAGAAUUCACAAAAUGCCAUUCACUGGUGGCUGUUCAGCCAUAUAUUGAAGCUUGUGUGCAAGACCUGUGCCGAUGUGAUAGUAAAACUACCGCUCUGUGUUUGUGUGACACAUUUGCUGAGUACUCAAGACAAUGUGCUCAUGCUGGAGGAGAACCUGAGAACUGGAGAACGAAAGAUCUGUGCCCCAAAACAUGUCCUUACAACAUGCAAUACCAGGAAUGUGGAUCUCCGUGUACAGACACUUGCACCAACCCUGAGAGAAGCAAUUUGUGUGAAAAUCACUGUUUGGAAGGCUGCUACUGCCCAUCAGGGACCGUAUUUGAUGACAUCAACAACUCUGGUUGUGUUCCCAUUGAAAAAUGCUCAUGUACUUUCAACAGUAACAGCUACUCUGUUGGAACAUCAUACAGUACUGCCUGCAGCACUUGUGUGUGCGCUGCAGGGAAAUGGAACUGCAAAGAAUUGCCUUGCCCUGCAACCUGUUCUAUUGAUGGAGGAUCCCACAUUACUACUUAUGAUCAGAGCCAUUACAAUAUACAUGGAGACUGUAACUAUGUCCUGACUAAGGACUGCAAUGAUAACUCUUUUAUAGUACUGACAGAGCUGCGUAAAUGUGGUCUGACCGAAAGUGAGACUUGUCUCAAGAGUGCUACCGUUAUCCUUAAUGGAGGAGAAACAAUAAUUGUGAUCAAGCCAUGCGGUAGUGUCUUCGUCAACAGCAUCUUUACUCAGCUGCCGGUAUCUGCAGCCAAUGUGACCAUCUUCAGACCCUCAUCAUUUUACAUUGUUGUUAACACAAACUUUGGAGUACAAGUGGUGGCUCAGCUGACGCCAUUUAUGCAGGUUUAUGUGGUGUUGGAUCCAUCUUACAAGGGAAAGACAUGCGGUCUCUGUGGAAACUUCAACGACAAACAGACAGAUGACUUGCAGACCAUCAGUGGUGUCAUUGAAGGCACAGCUGCAUCCUUCGCCAACACUUGGAAGACCCAAGCUGACUGUUCAAAUGUUAAGAAUGUCUAUGAAGAUCCUUGCUCACUUAGUGUUGAAAAUGAGAAAUAUGCCCAGCACUGGUGCGGUCUUAUAUCUGAUCCAUCUGGUCCUUUCGCUUCCUGCCAUGCUACAGUCAAUCCAGAAGUUUACCAACAAAACUGUAUGUUUGACACUUGUAACUGUGAGAAAAGUGAAGAAUGUAUGUGCGCCUCCCUGUCAUCCUAUGUCCGGGCCUGUGCUACCAAAGGAGUCAUAGUGACUGAAUGGAGAAGCACUGUCUGCUCUAAAUACAUGAACAGCUGCCCAAAGACACUGACCUACACCUACUCUACAAGCACCUGCCAGCCCACAUGCCGUUCCCUCAGUGAGCCUGAUGUUACCUGUAGUAUCAAGUUUACUCCCGUGGACGGUUGCACCUGCGCCAAAGAUUACUACAUGGAUGAUAGCGGCAAAUGUGUUCCUGCCGAAGCUUGCCCAUGCUACUUCAAGGGUUCUGCUGUGCCCACUGGAGAAGUCGUCCAUGACAAUGGGAUCAUGUGCACUUGCAGUCAAGGAAAACUCAGCUGUAUUGGAACAGUUAAACCAGCGUGCGCUGCUCCUAUGGUUUAUCUUGAUUGCAAGAAUGUUACAGUGGGGACCAAGGGCGCAGAAUGCCAGAAGAGCUGUCAGACUUUGGACAUGGCUUGUUACAGUGCAAAAUGCGUAUCUGGCUGUGUGUGUCCUGCAGGCCUUGUCUCAGAUGGCAAAGGUGGUUGCAUUAAGGAAGAUCAAUGCCCAUGUAUUCACAAUGAUGAAACAUAUCAACCUGGCGAGACCAUUAAAAUGAAAUGCAAUACCUGUACCUGCAAAAACCGUAUGUGGCAAUGUACAAAUGACCCCUGCCUGGGCACCUGUGCUGUAUAUGGUGAUGGACAUUAUAUAACCUUUGAUGGAAAGCGCUACAGCUUUAAUGGAGACUGUGAAUAUACACUUGUCCAGGAUUACUGUGGCAAAGGAGGAAACAGCAGCACUUUUAGAGUCAUCACUGAGAACAUCCCAUGUGGAACCACUGGAACCACUUGUUCCAAGAGCAUCAAAGUCUUCCUGGGGGGCUAUGAGAUUAUUCUUACUGAGGAGCACAUUGAAGUGCUAGAACGUGGCAUCGGAGGAGUUACUCCAUACAAAGUCAGGCAUAUGGGUAUUUACCUUGUCAUUGAAGCUGAUAAUGGCCUCAUCGUGAUGUGGGACAGAAAGACCAGCAUUUUCAUCAAGCUCAGUAAAGACUUUGAGGGUACAGUUUGCGGUCUAUGUGGUAACUAUGAUGGAAAUGGCAACAACGACUUCACAACAAGAAGUCUGUCUGUGGUUGGAGAUGCUAAUGAAUUCGGAAACAGCUGGAAAAUCUCACCAACAUGCCCCGAUGCCAAGGAACCCAAAGAUGCCUGCAGUGCCAACCCAUACAGGAAAUCCUGGGCACAGAAACAAUGUAGCAUCAUCAACAGUCAAGUCUUUUCUGCUUGCCAUGCUCAGGUGGACCCUUCCAAGUACUUUGAAGCUUGUGUCACAGAUGCUUGUGCGUGUGAUUCCGGUGGAGACUGUGAAUGUUUCUGUACAGCAGUGGCCGCCUAUGCUCAAGCAUGUGGUGAAACUGGAAUCUGUGUUUCCUGGAGAUCACCAAGCAUCUGCCCUCUUUUCUGUGACUAUUACAACCCGGAGGGAGAGUGUGAGUGGCACUACAAACCUUGUGGAGCUCCCUGCAUGAAGACUUGUAGGAACCCCAGUGGGAAAUGCAUGCAUGAGCUAUCUGGCUUGGAAGGAUGUUACCCUAGCUGUCCAGCAGCUAAACCAUUCUUCGAUGAGGAUGACAUGGAGUGUGUGGCCCAGUGUGGCUGCUAUGAUGAUGAAGGAAAGCAUUACAAAGUGGGACAAGUCGUACCUUCCACAGAGAACUGUAAGACCUGUGCCUGCAGUAUGUCAGGAGUGGAAUGCAAGUACGAGGUACAAGCAUGCUACUGUGAAUAUGAGGGUAAACGAUACGAUUACAAUGAAGUUAUCUACAACACUACUGAUGGUAUCGGAGCCUGCAUCAGUGCUAUCUGCAAGGAAAAUGGCACUAUUUAUAGACAUAUAGAGCCAUACUGUCUUGUUUCCACAACCACACCCUUUACCUUUACCUCAACACAUCACUCUACCACUACUAAAGAGACAACACCACCUUUGACUACAAUUUGUGUUAAAGAGGUCUGCCAUUGGUCACAGUGGUUUGAUGUCAGUUACCCUGAACCAGGAAUGCAAAAUGGAGAUUUUGACACCUUUGAUAAUAUAAAAUCUAAAGGAUAUUCCAUAUGUAAUCAUCCCCAAAAUAUUGAAUGCAGAGCUGAGAGGUUCCCUAACACACCGCUAGAAGAGCUUGAGCAAGUUGUACAGUGCAAUGCUUCAUUUGGGCUCAUUUGCCAGAACAAUCAGCAGCUUCCACCCAUCUGCUACAAUUACGAAAUCAGAGUUGAGUGUUGUAGCUUUGAAAAGUGCGACACUCCAACUCCAAGUCCAGUACCUACAACUACAAAGGAAACACCAACAACAACACAUCAAACAACCACAAAAGAGAUAACACAUUCUACAACAACACCAGCUACAACUACAGUGACAACAACUUCAUCUCCAACUACUCCUGCUAGUACAACUAUAUCUAACACUCCAACUCCAACAGUAUGCCAACCCAAAUGUACAUGGACAAAUUGGAUUGAUGUCCAUAUGCCAGGAGUUGGCAAAGAUGAAGGAGAUUUUGAGACAUAUGACAACAUCAUAGCAGCAGGGAACAAAAUUUGCAAAAAGCCUGAUGGUAUACAAUGCAGAGCAGAGAAAUUCCCCGAAGAACCAAUUGGACGAAUUGGGCAAGUAGUCCAGUGCAACCUUACUAUUGGUCUUGUUUGCAAAAAUGAAGAUCAGGAAGGAGAUUUUAGGGUGUGCCUUAACUACCAAAUAAAAGUUCUCUGUUGUGAUGACUACAGUCACUGUGAACAGUCAACAACACCAGGAUCAACUAUUACAUUAUCAACUACAACUACUGCUACAACACCAGAGACAACCACAACUCCAACAACCACUUCUAGCACCACAACAACAAUUGCUAGCACUACUCCUGAAACCACAACCGCUUCAACUACAGUUUCAACAACAACUGAAACAACCAAAACACCAGAGACAACUAUAUCUACUACCACAACUACACCUGAGACCACAACCUCUUCAACUACAAUAACAACAACACCUGAGACAACAACACCUGAAAAAACUACAGAGACAACAACUAGCACAACUACUACUGAGACCACCACUCCAACUCCAGUUUCAACAACAACUAAACCAACCACAACACCAGAGACAACUAUAUCUACUACAACAACUACUACCACAACUACACCUGAGACCACAACCCCUUCAACUACAAUAACAACAACACCUGAAACAACUACAGAGACAACAACUAGCACAACUACUACUGAGACCACCACUCCAACUCCAGUUUCAACAACAACUGAAACAAGCACAACACCAGAGACAACUACUACCACAACUACACCUGAGACCACAACCCCUUCAACUACACUACCAACAACAUCUGAGACAACAACACCUGAAACAACUACAGAGACAACAACUAGUGCAACUACUACUGAGACCACCACUCCAACUCCAGUUUCAACAACAACUGAAACUACCACAACAUCAGAGACAACUACAUCUUUAAUAACAACCACUAGUACAACUACUCCUGAAACUACAACUUCAACUACAAUUUCUACAACAACUCCAAGGACAUCCACAACCCCAGAAACAACUACCACUACAACAACUACAACCGAAACGCCUGAGACAACCACAACCCCAGAAACUACACCUUCAACAACAACCACAACUACUACUGAAAGCACGCCUACCUCAACUACAGUUACAACAACCCCUGAGACAACCACUACACCCGAAACAACUACAACUAGCACAACUGAAACACCUGACACAACCACAAGUCCAAGAAUAAUAACUAGAACAUUUACUACAACAAAACCAACUUCAUCUAAACAAGAGAUUGACACAACUACUCCAGGUUGUCAACCACAAUGUAAGUGGACAGGCUGGAUUGAUGUUGACCUUCCUACACCUGGCAUUGAUGGAGGUGAUAAAGAAACUUUUGAAAACAUACUGUCUAAAGGUCACCAUAUCUGUAGAAAUCCACAAAAUAUAGAAUGUAGAGCUGAAGAUUACCCUGGCAUCAGCAUUGGCAGUAUUGGGCAGAAGGUUCAAUGUGACAUCACUGUAGGGUUAGUGUGCAACAACAAAGAUCAAGAAAAUCAACAGUUAUGUUAUAAUUACCAGAUAAAAGUCUUAUGUUGUGAUGACUUCAGCCAUUGCAGCACCACUCCUGCACAAACAACCACUACCACUGUUCCUACUACAACCACUACUUCAACAACUGAAAAACCAACUACUCCAGCACCUACAACUACAGCAGAAACCACAACUGCAACCACCACUACAACAACAGAAUUAACAACAACUGAAACUCCAAUACCUACUACAACCACUACUACUACAACAACAACUGAAGCACCAAGUACUCCAGUGCCAACAACGACAACAGAAACGACAACUGCAACCACUACUACAACAACAACAGAAUCAACUACAACUGAAACUCCAAAACCUACAACAACCACAACAACAACAGAAUCAACCACAACUGAAACUCCAAAACCUACAACAACAACCACUACAACAGUAACAACUGAAGCACCAACUACUACUCCAGCACCUACAACAACAGAAACUACAAUUACAACCACUGCAAGCACAACAACAGAAACAACCAAACCUACAACAGAAAUUGUUACAACUACAUCUACAAGCACACCAACAGGCUGCCAACCACAGUGCAAGUGGACAGACUGGAUUGAUGUUGAUACUCCUACUUCUGGAAUUGAUGGAGGAGAUAAAGAAACCCUUGAAAACAUAAUUGCUAAAAACAAAAAUGUCUGUAAGAGUCCACAAAAUAUUGAAUGCAGAGCUGAAGAUUUCCCAGAUAUCAGUAUCGAUAAUGUCGGUCAAAUAGUUAAGUGUGAUAUAACUGUUGGUUUGGUGUGUAAUAACAAAGAUCAACCUGGAAAAGUGAAACAAUGUUAUAAUUACCAGGUAAAGGUCUUAUGUUGUGAUGACUACAGCCACUGUAGCACCACUGCUCCACAAACAACAACUACGACUGUUCCUACUACAACCACUACUACAACAACAGAAACACCGACUACUCCAGUGCCAACAACUACAACAGAAACUACAACUGCAAUCACUACAACAACAGAAUCAACUACAACUGAAACUCCAAAACCUACAACAACCACUACAACAACUGAAGCACCAACUACUACUCCAGUGCCAACAACUACAACAGAAACCACAACUGCAACCACUACAACAACAACAACAGAAUCAACUACAACUGAAACUCCAAAACCUACAACAACCACUACAACAACAGAAUCAACCACAACUGAAACUCCAAAACCUACAACAACAACCACUACAACAGCAACAACUGAAGCACCAACUUCUACUCCAGCACCUACAACAACAGAAACUACAACUACAACCACUGCAAGCACAACAACAGAAACAACCAAACCUACAACAGAAAUUGUUACAACUACAUCUACAAGCACACCAACAGGCUGCCAACCACAGUGCAAGUGGACAGACUGGAUUGAUGUUGAUACUCCUACUUCUGGAAUUGAUGGAGGAGAUAAAGAAACCCUUGAAAACAUAAUUGCUAAAAACAAAAAUGUCUGUAAGAGUCCACAAAAUAUUGAUUGCAGAGCUGAAGAUUUCCCAGAUAUCAGUAUUGAUAAUGUCGGUCAAAUAGUUAAGUGUGAUAUAACUGUUGGUUUAGUGUGUAAUAACAAAGAUCAACCUGGAAAAGUAAAACAAUGUUAUAAUUACCAGGUAAAGGUCUUAUGUUGUGAUGACUACAGCCACUGUAGCACCACUGCUCCACAAACAACAACGACCACUGUUCCUACUACAACCACUACUACAACAACAGAAACACCGACUACUCCAGUACCAACAACUACAACAGAAACCACAACUGCAACCACUACAACAACAACAGAAUCAACUACAACUGAAACUUCAAAACCUACAACAACCACUACAACAACAACUGAAGCACCAACUACUACUCCAGUGCCAACAACUACAACAGAAACCACAACUGCAACCACUACAACAACAACAGAAUCAACUACAACUGAAACUCCAAAACCUACAACAACCACUACAACAACAACUGAAGCACCAACUACUACUCCAGUGCCAACAACUACAACAGAAACCACAACUGCAACCACUACAACAACAACAGAAUCAACUACAACUGAAACUCCAAAACCUACAACAACCACUACAACAACAACUGAAGCACCAACUACUACUCCAGUGCCAAAAACUACAACAGAAACCACAACUGCAACCACUACAACAACAACAGAAUCAACUACAACUGAAACUCCAAAACCUACAACAACCACUACAACAACAACUGAAGCACCAACUACUACUCCAGUGCCAACAACUACAACAGAAACCACAACUGCAACCACUACAACAACAACAGAAUCAACUACAACUGAAACUCCAAAACCUACAACAACCACUACAACAACAACUGAAGCACCAACUACUACUCCAGCACCAACAACAACAGAAACUACAACUACAACCACUGCAAGCACAACAACAGAAACAACCAAACCUACAACAGAAAUUGUUACAACUACAUCUACAAGCACACCAACAGGCUGCCAACCACAGUGUAAGUGGACAGACUGGAUUGAUGUUGAUGCUCCAACUUCUGGAAUUGAUGGAGGAGAUAAAGAAACCCUUGAAAACAUAAUUGCUAAAAACAAAAAUGUCUGUAAGAGUCCACAAAAUAUUGAAUGCAGAGCUGAAGAUUUCCCAGAUAUCAGUAUCGAUAAUGUCGGUCAAAUAGUUAAGUGUGAUAUAACUGUUGGUUUGGUGUGUAAUAACAAAGAUCAACCUGGAAAAGUGAAACAAUGUUAUAAUUACCAGGUAAAGGUCUUAUGUUGUGAUGACUACAGCCACUGUAGCACCACUGCUCCACAAACAACAACUACCACUGUUCCUACUACAACCACUACUACAACAACAGAAACACCAGCUACAGCCAAAGUUAUAACAACUACUCCAGUGCCAACAACUACAUCACAAACCACAACUUCAACCACUACUACACCAACAACAACAGAAUCAACUACCACUACUACAACUGAAACACCAACUACUACCACAGUUAUUACAACUACAGAGCCAACAACAACAGAAACCACAACUACAACCACUACAACAACAACAGAAUCAACAACAACUGAGACUCCAAAACCUACAACAACCACAACUGAGAUUACACAGACUACAAAAUGCUUCUGCCACGUUGAUAACAAAUACUUCUCACCAGGUGAAAUAAUCUAUAACAAAACAGAUGCAGCAGGCUGCUCAUUCUAUGCAGUCUGUAAUGACUUCUGUGAAGCUGAAAGAUACACUGGACCUUGUAGAACUACAACAACCCCAUCAACAACCACCACAACCACAGAAUCUACAACAACUACAACAGCUCCCUCAACAACCACACCCGAAAAAACAACUACCACCACCACAACAACUACAAUUGUUACAACUACUGAAGUAGAAGGGUGCCCACCUAGACAGACUAAUGAAACAUGGCAGUUUAAUAACUGUACAGUGGCCACAUGCCAUGGCAAUAAUGUUAUUACCAUUGAACCUGUGAGUUGCCCUAAAGCAGUGCCUCUGACCUGUGCUAAUGGAUUCCCAUCUGUGAAGAAGACAACUGCAGAUGGAUGCUGUGAAUAUUACGAAUGUGAAUGUGUGUGCAGUGGAUGGGGUGAUCCUCAUUACAUCACCUUUGAUGGAGUCUAUUACACGUUCCUGGACAAUUGUACAUAUGUUUUAGUGAAGCAGAUUACUCCCAAAUAUGACAACUUCCGUGUCCUUGUUGAUAACUACUUCUGCGAUGCUGAAGAUGGUUUGUCCUGUCCACAAUCUAUCCUGAUUUAUUAUAAAUCUGUUGAAAUUGUGUUGACACGUAUGCUGUUUCAAGGAAGAAUGAGGAACAGGAUUCGGUUCAACAAUGACUGGGUAACACCAGGAUUCACCAAGGAUGGCAUUACAGUAACCAGUGCUGGCAUUAACAUGAAUGUGGAGAUCCCAGAAAUCGGGGCAUUCAUCUCUUUCAGUGGAUUGAUCUUUGUUGUUAAACUUCCAUUCAGUAAAUUUGGUUACAACACCGAAGGACAGUGCGGUUACUGCUCAAACAACAGUACAGAAGACUGCAGAAUGCCAAAUGGUAGAACUGUGAAGGAUUGUUCCCAAAUGGCUAACCACUGGAAGGUUAAUGUAACAGACAAACCAUACUGUAAUGGGCCAACACCACCUUCUAAGCCUACACCAGAGCCUCCUGUUUGCAAAACAUCUUCUCUGACUCUGUGUGAUGUCAUCUUAAGCGAGGUCUUUGCUGAGUGUCACAAAGUCAUUCCUCCAAAGUCCUACCAUGAAGGUUGUGUCUAUGAUGCCUGUCGCAUCGGCAAUGACUCCUCGGUACAAUGUUCCAGCUUGGAAAUUUAUGCCUCAUUGUGUGCUUCCAAUGGAAUCUGCGUGGACUGGAGAGACAAGACUAAAGGAAAAUGUCCAUACAAUUGCCCUGCUGGAAAGGUAUACAACGCCUGUGGACCAAUGCAUGCUAAGACCUGCGAUAGCAAAGAAGUUAAGGACCUCAGCAGUGGCAAUACUGAAGGCUGCUACUGUCCUGAAGGAACGACACUGUUUAACUCUUACACUGAUGUCUGCGUAAAGAGCUGUUCUUGCGUCGGCCCUGAAGGAAUGCCAAAAAGCCCUGGAGAUACCUGGACAAGCAACUGCAAACAAUGCGUUUGUGAAAAGAACUCUCUUACGGUACAGUGUCAGCCACUGACAUGUCCUCCACCAGCUAAAAUAUCAUGCGACAAAGAAGGAUUUAUUCCCAUGGAGCUUCCAGAUCCCCAGCAGCCAUGCUGCCUGAUAAAUGAGUGUCGCUGUAACAACACCCUCUGCCAAGAAAGGGAGAAGAAGUGUCCUAUAGGAUUUGAAGUUGUCCCUGCACUUAUAGCCGGUGAUUGUUGUCCAUCAUAUGACUGCAAACCAAUGGAAGUCUGUGUAUUCCAUGAUGCCCUGUACAAGCCUGGAACUGAAAUCCCACGAAUUGAUAACUCAUGUACGGACUGUGUGUGCUCAGACCAGAGGAAUGAUGAGUCCUCACUAUUCGAAGUCUCAUGUAAACCCAUAAAAUGCAAUACACAAUGCGAAGCGGGAACUGAAUAUGUACUUUCUGCAAAGGAAUGCUGUGGAACAUGUAAACCUAACGCAUGCACAAUUAAGCUAAGUGACAACUCUACAAGGAUUGUGAAGCCUGAUGAAACAUGGAGCCCAUCUGAUCAGCCUUGUGUCACGUAUGAGUGCCACGUCAUUGAGGAUCAAUAUGUGCAUGUGGAAGUCAGAAGAACUUGCUCCAUUGAAGAAUGUGAAAUUGGUUAUACAUACAAGAUUGAACCAAACCAAUGUUGUGGAACAUGUGUGAAGGACGCCUGUGUGGUCCACCUGAGUGACAAUACAACAAGAAUUAUGAAGCCUGAAGAACAGUUUGUUCCACCAGAAGAAAAGUGCACCACCUAUACCUGUUCAAGCACCUAUGACGUUGUCACAACAAAGAAGACAUGCCCACCUUUCGAUCGUUUGAACUGUCUAGAGGGUACUAUCAAAUCCGAUGGCUGCUGUGAGACUUGCGAAAAUGCUCUGAAAGGAUGUGGUGUUCAGAAACAGUCCCAGCGAAUCAAGACCAGCACUUGCGAGUCCGACCAAGUGGUGGAGCUGUCCUAUUGUGCAGGAGCCUGUAUGACAUCAUCCAAGUACUCUGCUGAGGCAAACACGAUGGAGCACGAGUGCAGCUGUUGUCAGGAAGUAAAGACCAGCAAACGGGAAGUCAACUUGAAAUGUCUGGAUGGAACCAGCUCUGUCUUUACCUACAUGUAUACAGAGCAGUGUGGCUGUACUCAUACUGAAUGUCAGAGUGAUACCCAGACUUCCAGCUCCCAGCAACAUCAAGAGGUCCAGACUGAACAGCAAACCAACCAAGACCAGCAGAUUCAGCAAACCAGCUAAACAACAGUAUCAAUCCAAUCAGGACUUUAAUAUGAACUCUGACUAAAUGUUUUAUGAAACAUCCAAUACUCUGGAAACACAUACUCUACCAAUGGGCUAUCAUGACUUUGCUUUGCUUAUUUACUGCCAAUAACUCCUCAGCGAAGCCUCUAACCUCUUAUUUUAUGGGACUUCUAUAUAUUACUGGGCUUUUGUCGAAUAAGCUAUUUCUUGCGCUUCAAAUGUUUAACCCUUGCCGUUUUGCACAAUAAUAGUGUAUAGUCAAUCAUGUUUUCACUCCUUGAUACUCAAACAAUAAUGGCAGGUACCCCCAUAUAUUGAUUACUCCCUCAAAAACAUACCAAUAGAAGGUUCAACCUCAGGUCCAUAUAAGCAUUUCAUUAUAUGAAGGCAAAUGCAUUGCUGCUCUAUGUCGUCCUGUUUACAAAACAACAGAAUUAGCCUAUAGGGAAAUAUGAAGGACUUUGUUACUUUUUUUUUAAUUUAAUGUUUUGAUGCAAGGAUGUUAGUUAGGUACUUGUUUUUUUCUGAAGCUAAGAUCUCUUACCUAUUUAUUUGUCUGGUUGGAGAUUUCUGAUGUGCAUCUAUUUUCUUUGUUCUGUUCUGUUGGAACUAGAGUUAUUAUAUUUCCAGAGUAUGAAAUCUGAUUUCAAUAAAAAAAAAAUCUUUUAAGCAUUUUAAAAAGUUGUUUGCUUGUUUUAUAUCCCUUUUAAG
Messenger RNA from Hyla sarda, 12816 nucleotides. RefSeq names its product mucin-5AC-like. Gene Ontology annotation, cellular component: extracellular matrix. The transcript is spliced from 50 exons. The record is from RefSeq and is a predicted model, not a curated record. Gene Ontology annotation, molecular function: protein binding. The coding region runs from base 1 to 12102 and encodes 4033 amino acids. NCBI's taxonomy places the organism in Eukaryota, Metazoa, Chordata, Amphibia, Anura, Hylidae.